UGUCAACACUCCAGUAAGGAUCGGUAAAAGUUUUAUGAAGGUUUUUCAAUAAAUGCGAUCUUGAAAUGUAUAGAUAAUUUAACGUAUCAAUACCGGUAAUCACUGACGGGGGAGGUCAAACCAGUAGUCGGAUCGAUCAUAUAAUGACGGUUGUAAUUUAUAAGAUAUAUCUUAUCUUUGUGAAAUAUUCAAAAAUCACAAGUGUCGAAGUGAAUAAUCGCCCGGAUUUAGGUAACGUGAUUUUGUACGGUGUAAAGAAAUAAAUAUUUUAACAAGGACUUGUAACGUAGAAUAUAUCAGUGAACAUUCUUAUGGAAUUUAUAGAUUGUUGGAUAAAUUCAUUUAAAUGGACAAUAAAGAAUAUAUGGAAAGUUUAACUCGACUAUAAAACAAGAAAUAUACGACGGACAUCGGAGUUUAAAGUAUUUUUAAACACAAUUAUCCUAUACUGCAGUAAACAAAACCCGAAGCGUUUAAUGUGGAAUAAGAAGCUGUAAUAGAACAUGCAUAAUAUAUUACAAAUAUUCAUUGGUUUAUGACCGGGGCAAUUGAAUUAAACAUUUAUAUAGAAGGAAUAGCAGUAUCAUAAUACAGGUGACGUGACUGGAAUUAAAUAUUAAAAGGAAUAUUCAAAUAGAUUUAAAUUUGCCAUUGUAAAGCACAAAAGGAGAGGAUGGGGGUAGAAUGGCCAUAAACAAUGAUUCGAUAGGUAUAGUUUUGUUUGUGUUGGCAAUUAUAGCUGUUAUAUCAAAUGUGUUGUCUGUGGUUUUAAAACUGUUCAAGGACUUUACAAACCCUAAACUGUGGAAGUAUUCGUUAAUAUAUCAGGAUUUAGCCAACAGCUGUUUGUCUGUUGGUUUAGUGUUAUUCUUUAUCUAUCAGCACGUGGAUGAGUCUUCAGUGUGUGACGCAGCAGGAUUUUUCCUUUUAUUCGGAAUUACUCAGUGUUUAUUGUCGUAUAUUACUACUGGAAUAAUAUUAUUAUCAAUACAAAAUCCGGGAAAAUCAUCAUCUAUUUCAAAUUUUCAUAGAAAUAUUGUGAUUGUUAUUGUUUCACCGGAAGUAAUUCUCGGCUGCAUUUUGUCCUGUUUGCCUUACGUUUCAGACGAACUUUACGACAAAAAUUUACCGUAUGAUAUUUCCUGUUUUCCAAUUCGAGAUCACGGAAAACAAGGGGCCGCGUAUGGAACAUUGUUAAUUGUUGUAUGGUGGUUGAUUAUCAUUGCGCUUUGUGUUUGUGACGUCAUCAUUGUACUGAAACUGUGGAAGUUCAACAAUAGAAUAAAUACAGCUCAGAAUAACGUGUGGCAAGCGCAACUUAUAACUCAAGGAAAAGUUCUUGUUAUAGCCUGUGUGAUUGAACACGCGAUAAAUAUUUUAGUCAUAUUUACUACGACUCUUGCAAUCUAUGUGAAUGUAGAUGCUUUCAAAAACAAUAAAACAUGGAUGGUUGUGACGUCAUUGGUUGUAUCCGUCAUCGUACAUUGUGUCGUAUCUAACAUAUGCAAUAUGAUGUGGACAUCCUGCUGCUGUCGAGACAAUAGUGCGGUCAAGGAGCCGCACAGAAAACUCAAGAAAUUGGAACUUAUUAACAUUGAGGCAACUGGGAAACUUCGCAUGAAGGCGACAUGGACGAUUGGAAAGCAUGCUACAAAAAGAGGGCUAAUGAAGGUUUACGGAACCAAUCACCUGAAAUCCUGGGCCCAGGAGAUUGUUAUGUUAGGAAUGUUGAGGCGGAUUCAGCACCCGAGUCUAAUACAAUGUCUGUGGACAAACAGUUCGAAUCCCUAUUAUGAGACGAUGACUCUUAUAUCAGGGGAAAUAAUUACAAGUGACUCGAGAAUUAUAUGCCUGGAGCUGACAAAUGGUGGGACGCUUCAUGAUUUUCUGCAGAAAGUAGAACUUCCGCUUCCGGAACAGUGUCAACGUAUGAUAGUUCAUGAUGUGGCCGAGGGAUUGUUCUAUCUCCACCAUGAAAAUAUUCUACAUAAUAACUUGACUACAUCAUGCAUUUACCUCAAAGGCUCAUUACAGCCAGAUUCUUACAAAGGGAACACACGAAGUAUGGUUCUGAGAGCAGCGGUUGGUGAUUUCGAGGAAGCUCAUAUAUAUGGAACAUUACAGCAAAGUUUGGAUAACUCAAUAAAAGACAAACGACAUUUCUUUCUGCCAGAUAUACGCUCUUUCGCCCUUAUUGCGCUCGAAGUUGUAACAAGAAUGUCCGAAAAACGAUUUCAAAACCGAUACACUCAUUAUAGUGCGGAUCAUGUUCCUCUGAAACUAAACUUGACAAGUGUUAUAUCUGAUGAGGAGGAUGAAUUUCAGGCACAAUAUUCGUACGAAGUUGAAGAUACGCAUAGAAUGUUUCAUGCAAUUCAUGAUAAUGACGGGUUUUCUAGUGAUGAAAGUGAAGACAAUUUUAAAGUAGGGAAGAAGGAAACUGGUUCAUUAGCAAAUCUGACUUCCCCGCGGCGUGUAAUGUCACCUGCUUUUGAUGGAAGGGAUCUAAGUACGCCUGAUACAGUAGUUGAAAGUGACAAUGAAAAUAAGGUUAACGACGAAAUGCAGAAUCAAACUAUGUUUACAAGCAAAACAAGUUCAAAAAGUAAGAACAAAAAUGAGUUCGAGAUUAAUGACUAUUCCAACAGAAGCUAUGAAAAGCCAAAAAUUAAAAGUAAACGACAUGGCACAAAAUCAAAGUUGACAACUGUCAGUAGUUCAAGCAGCAAAUCUUCACCUCCAAACAUAAGUGUACAGUUAGAAAAUGGAAGAUGUGUUUCGCCUGACCCUAUGAAAGAUGAGACUUUACAAAAACUAAGAAAGGAAACUAAAACAAGUUCUUCUUUAAACAAGAAAGAAAGAAAAUUUUCUUUCAGUAGGAAGAAAUCAGAAGAAGAAAUAUUCAAGAACGGUAAAAUGGAAGCUUUUGUUAAGUCCGAUGCCGAAAUGAAUGAAAAGCGAAAGGAUGGGAAAUGGCUAACAAAGCCGACAUCGAUAUUGAAAUCGAUAACAAGCAAUGAUACCACCGUGUCAGUCUUCAAAGCAAAGCCUACAGAUGAGGAAAAUCAUUUAGACGCUAUAGAGGAAGAAGAUAUUAACCCGGGUCAGUCUUCAUUUCCAAGGCAGGUGAAAGUCAAAGAAGCUAAACCGAAUAAAGCAGAAGUUUGGGAUAUCAUUGAUGAACAGUAUUACACUCAAGUGAACAAAAAGGCAUCAAACAAGUUAAAGAAAACAGUUUCUGGUGAGUCGAGAUCAAGUUUGUGGUCAUUUAUAUCCACACCUGAAGAUCUUGACGAAGAUGACAUGGAUGACAUAUUAGACUGCUUACCCGGAAUGGCUGAUACAUUUGAAUACCGAAAACCAGAAAUAACCGUCAGUGACAUUAUGGCGGAAAGAGACAAUGCAAGAACAAGUGAAUCUUCAAAAAAGAAGUUCAAUUUCACACAAUUGUCAAAAUCAAAGUUUGAGCUUAUUGACUAUUACGAAAUGUUGAAAUCGAAGCAGAUAACCAUGAACGAUAUUCCUGAGGACAAACGCGAAAUGUUAAUAAACGUGGUAGAGUUGAAACUUGAGGAGAAAAGGAGAAAGGAAGAUACCGUUAAAACAGUGAUUCGAAGUGAUGAAAUGUAUGAUAAUAAUAUGAGUCCUGGCAAUAACAAUAGUUCAGGUAAAAUGAAAAUUGUAAGCUUCAGAAAUUCUCAGGUUAAUACCCAAUCACAGCGUAAUGAAUACCAAAAUACGAAUGAUCCAAGGCUUGAAAGAGCUAGGUCAGCUCCACUCAAAAGGUCGAGAACACCUGUUGUUAAUAAGCCAGCUGCUGAAAAGCCACUUGAGCAUAACCCUGUAUUCCAGGACACUAAAGCCAUCACAUACGCAAAGCGAAACCGAGCGAGAGCUGCGCUCAGACGAGCUAUUCAAAAUAAAGGCAAACAAUCUGUGCCGAGACAAGUAUCAGAACGGGGACAAACAGACUUAUCAGUAAAAUAUGCAACUGUUCGGAAAGUUGUGUCUUGUACAAGUGACACUGAAACUGAGCCAAAUGAUAGUGAACUUAUUACUGUGCCUGUACCUACUAGUGAGAGUUUUUCUGUCACUAAUCACAACACUCGCGUUAAUAAUGUCAAACGGUAUUCAAGUUUUAGUAGCAAUGGAAGUGGAAGCACUCUUAGUUCAAGUGAAAGAUCAAGACCGGCUGAUACUUCACUUACAAGUGGUGAAUUAUCAUCACUUUCUUCACAAGCAGACAGUGAUCAUUAUGACACCGAUUAUCACAUGGCGAAUAUCGAAAAACUUUCCGGAAAUAGAAAAAUGAUUCCCACGCCGUCUUCGCGAGUUGAUAGUGGUUUUGAAAGCAGCUCAAUAAGUAGUGAAAUGUCAGAUGCAUUUACGAAUAGAAAAUUGCAUUUAAAUGCCCAGUUCCAAAUGGGAAGUAAUAAAGGUAUUGUUGACUCAUGGGCAAGGAAUUACAAAAUGAUUGAUGGUAACUUUGAAUCGAAAUCAAAUAAUGUUGCGAACAAGAACCUACCUCCAGUGGUUUGUCUUCCUGAGCAUAUGGAAAGUAGUGAAAAUGUAAGUGAAAAUAAAAAUAUACAAACAAUAAACAGAGAUGGUAGAAAAGAUAUGACAUCUCAUGAAAAAGUUAAGAAUAUGAGAAACAGAAAACGUGCUGUUCCACAUAGACAUAAAAAUUCUUUAAACAUAACACCGUAUACAACAGUAUCUAGUCGACCAGAUGCUCUACACAGCAGAUCUAUGUCACCACCGUGUCGAGUUAUGUCCCCUGUUGGCCGACCGAAUUCCCCAAGCAGAUCUCUUUCUCCAGCAUCAGCGAGACAAUUUAUUUCGAAUGAAUAUGAUAAUGUUAAUAAAACAUCUAGACCUAUGUCACCGGACGCCAGACCUAUGUCACCAAAAUCUCCUAGUAGUUCAAGGCCGAUGUCACCUAUGAGUCGUCCGAUGUCACCAAACGUCCAACCUACAAAUAAUCGAACAUUAAAGACGGCUCUUUCAAAAACUUUGUCUCCAACAACAAUUGGUCCUCCCACAACAGGACCAUCAAAACCAUUUUCACCAGGACGAAAACUAAGCAGACCAAUUUCACCUGAAAUACCAACGACAAAUGUAGAUACUACUGAUAUUUCAGAUACAGCAAGUGUGGCCGAAUCAUCAACGUCAAAGGCAUCUAAAAGAUACAGAGAACUUGUUAUGAAAGGGGUGCCCUUACGAACGUCCGUUAUAGAUGCAGACCCGGAUGAGAGAAAAGCUAAUAAUUUUGACUCCAGACCGGCCACUGCUGAAAGCAUGAUCGAGGACCAACCUGAUGACCAAGAACUAUUUGAAAACCUUGCUGCAAAGGGUUUCUUUGAAACAAAACCGCGAUCCCGUUCUCCAAGUCCAACUAAAAAUUUCAACUCGGGGCAAACCCAAAAAUCUGCGAACAAUAAACCUAAUAGCAAAUCCGGAGGUACACGGCGUAGAAAGAAGAAACAGGUCCCAUUAGAAGAAAUUGUUCGUGAAAGCCCAACAAAAGCGCAUAGAUCCCCAAGUGAAAACCAUCUUGCGGUAACAGAUGAAGCCUUUUUAAACCAACCAACAUCAGAAGAUUCAGAAACUUGCAGUAUCAAAACAAACAAAAGUAGUGCGUCGUCGCCUUCUGGUUCGAAACCAAAACUAAUGAUUGAUGCAGAACUCGUCAUUGAUAGAAUAUUCUCACAAAACCAACAUGAAAACAACGAACUAGAUGUAGAAGUGGAGGCGGCAUUAGGGCUGGACAAAGAUCCUUUCAAAGCUGUGAAAGAGAUGUAUCUGAUGAAUGACCCUUGUGAUACACCAAAUCUGAACGACAUACCACUACUUAAUGGCGUGAACCAAAAGCAUCUACACGAAUGUAUUGAAAUGGCGUCAGGUCUGCACGUGCUGUCCCUACGCGACCUUCUUCCGGCUUCUCACGAAAGUUUCCAAGUUCUCCGAAAUAAACUUCAGCAGAUUGGACAACUUGGGACCGUUGCUAAUCAGCUUCUAGAUGUGAUACAUACAUGUUGGUUACAAGAUAUGCCGCCAACAUCCGGGGAUCUGGUUGAACAACUUACAGAUCCUGUAACUGAAACCGAGCUGUGAUCAUAUAUGAUUGUCCAAACAUAAAGCAAAACUGUGAUAUGAUCCGUCCACACAUAAAGCAGAACUGUGAUAUGAUCCGUCAACACAUAAAGCAAAAACUGUGAUAUGAUUAUAUUAUCUCAAUGUGACUGACUUGAUUUGCUAUUAUCAGGCAACAAAAUCAAAUAUGUGAUAUGAACUACAUGAAAAGGUGAUUUGUUGAGUGUGAAAGAACUGCUGUAUGAUUUAUCUGAGCAUGUGAUAAACAUAUGGAAUAAAGUCAAUAAACAUGUGGAAUAAAGUCAAUAAGCAUGCGAAAUAAAGUCAAUAAAAAUGUGGAAUACAGUCAUCGUAUAGACCAUGAUACAUGCCUUCGUUUGAUUACCAGUGAUAUGGAUCGUUAAUAGCAAUAUAAUUCGUAUAGGCCAUCUGAUAAUCCUGGAACCGACUUAUAGGCCAUAUGAUAACCUUGGAUUCGGUAAGGUCAUUAAUAAACUGAUAUGAUUCGUAUAUGACAUUUGAUAAACGGUCAUAUUUUUCGUGUAGGACAUUUAAUAAUCUGAAAUUCGGUAAGACCAUUUGAUUAACAGUUGUAUGAUUCGUAAAGGCCAUUUAUUAACUGUGAUAUGAUCCAUAUAUGUUAUUUGAUAAACAGUGAUAUGAUUUGUGUAGGUAAUUUGAUAAACUGUGAUAUGAUUUAUAAAGGUCAUUUAAUAAAUGUGAUAUGAUCCCGUUUGGUCAUUCAAUUCACAGUAAUAUGAUAAGAUUAUGAUUCGUAACAGUGAUAUGAUACGAAUAAGUUAUUUGAUAAUCUGUAACAUGAUUCCGUUAGGCCACUUUAUUUACUGUGAUAUGAUUUGUUUAAUAAUGAACAAUAAUGAACAAUAAUGUUAAGUGUAGGACAUAUGAUAAACUUUUAUAUGAUUCGUAUGUAAAGGCCAUUUGAUAUUCAGCGAAGCCAAAGUAAUUAUCAUCAUAAAAUUUGUCAUGUUCACUAGCAAGUUACAUAUAUAAGACACAUAAAUUAUCUAUGUUUUAGAACUUUGAUACAGUAUUAUAUAUCAUUUCAUCUGUUUUGGAUCAAAGGGAACUAACAAAGCAACUUUACUCUUUCAUAUAAUAAGUACUUCAUUAUUUUCAGCCCUACGAAUGAAACAAAAGAUAUACGAAAGUAACAAUACUUAGAUGAUUUUCAUUUUUGGUAAUUUUGUGUAUCUAUCGGACUGUCUUGAUUUAAGAUUUACACAAUAAUUGAUAUAAAAAAUAUAUAACAACAACAACAACAAGUCAGUUGAAGCGCACAAUACUUACAUUAUGUCAUCAUAAAUUAAUGUUUUAGAGAUUUUUUCUUAUCAUAACACAUUUCUUACAUUUUGCUUGACAUUCAGCUAAAAUCGUGUAUAUAGCUAUCAUUUUAUGUUAGCUGGACAUUCCAUGAACAUUCCAUUGAUAUUCAAUAAACAUGACUUAACAAAGUGGUAUUGUUUAGAAACGCCAUUACGACAUCUCAGUUUUAUAUACAUUUCACACUCUAUCACAAAGUCAUGGGAUAACAUUUUUUGUAUUACAUUGUAUAUCAUACAUUAAGUCUACAUUGAGGUACAUUUAUGUAGAAUUAUCAAGAAUUCUGUCAUUGUAGUUUUAUAUUGUUCUCUAUGUGACCAUAGUUUUAACUUAUUCUCUUUUGUUAGCAUUGUUCAAAACCAUUGCAUUUUUCUAUCUAUAUACGCUAUUGUAAUAGAUAUUAUCAUUAAAGUAUUUUCAUAAA
Molecule: messenger RNA, 7864 nt
Organism: Ruditapes philippinarum (Manila clam)
Lineage: Eukaryota; Metazoa; Mollusca; Bivalvia; Venerida; Veneridae
Exons: 8
Coding region: 685-6117 (1810 amino acids)
Biological process (GO): protein phosphorylation
Cellular component (GO): cytoplasm
Molecular function (GO): protein serine/threonine kinase activity; ATP binding
Source: RefSeq, a predicted model, not a curated record